GGGCCGCGCGCUGAUUGGCGGCCGCGCCGGAAGGGCGGGGCCGGCGGGGCGGAGGCCGGGGCGCCAUGGCCACAGCGACGGACCAGCUGGUUGGGUUUGGCUUGGUCGCCUUCAGCCUCGUCCUCUUUGUUUACUACACGCUCUGGAUCAUCGUACUGCCCUUCAUCGACAGCGACCAUGGGAUCCACCAGUAUUUCCUGCCUCGGGAAUAUGCAGUUAUCAUCCCUGUGGCAGCCGGGCUCCUGCUGCUGCUAUUUAUAGGUGUUUUUAUAAUGUUUGUCAUGUGGAAGAGCAGGAAACGUGCCAAGAAAUCAGACUGAAGUCCCAGCUGAGGAGAUGAGGAUGUGCCCACGCUGCAGCAUCAUAGCCAGGAAAAGACUUUUCCUGCAGCUCCAGGCAGACAUCUCCAAGGUGCCCAGCACUGAGCUGCUCCCACGUUCCCUCCUGCAGAGACUAAACCUGUAGUUUACAAUUCACUGACCAAAGAGAAGCAGGAUUCAUCCAAGGCUCAUCAAGUGAGGGACCAGAGCCCCUGCUGAGGGACCUGCUCCCCAGCUGGGGCUGCCCUGCCCACUCUGGGCACUCCUUCCCCUCAGCUCUGGCUCGGCCCAGUAGUUUGUUCCUUCUGGGAAUUUUAUUUAAAAGUUUACCUACA
This is a messenger RNA of Vidua macroura (Pin-tailed whydah), 655 nucleotides long. It is a transcript of the gene DPM2, whose product is annotated as dolichyl-phosphate mannosyltransferase subunit 2, regulatory. The transcript is spliced from 4 exons. The coding region runs from base 66 to 320 and encodes 84 amino acids. Gene Ontology annotation, biological process: GPI anchor biosynthetic process. Gene Ontology annotation, molecular function: enzyme regulator activity. The record is from RefSeq and is a predicted model, not a curated record. Lineage: Eukaryota; Metazoa; Chordata; Aves; Passeriformes; Viduidae. Gene Ontology annotation, cellular component: endoplasmic reticulum membrane; dolichol-phosphate-mannose synthase complex.